Polistes dominula (European paper wasp) is the source of this 843-nucleotide messenger RNA. Its product is annotated as helix-loop-helix protein 1. Gene Ontology annotation, biological process: regulation of transcription by RNA polymerase II. The record is from RefSeq and is a predicted model, not a curated record. Gene Ontology annotation, molecular function: protein dimerization activity; DNA-binding transcription factor activity, RNA polymerase II-specific; RNA polymerase II cis-regulatory region sequence-specific DNA binding. Lineage: Eukaryota; Metazoa; Arthropoda; Insecta; Hymenoptera; Vespidae.
GUUUUUAUUAAAAAUUUACAGUGAAAGUGUUUUAUCAAAUUUGUUCGUCAAAUUUCAUUUGGUUUGUGUUCAAAUACACACAGAUACAAUUGUUCGAUGAUGGAAAGAGGUGCAUUGUUACCAAUCACGGAUUGUUGCAAGCAAAAUAUUCAAGUGCACCGAAGAGAAAAUUCUAUGGCGAAUGGUGGACACGGUGUCGUUGUCAAUGGUGUGGGCGGUGGUGGUGGUGGUGGUGGUGGUGGUGGUCCAGGUUCGGGAACCCUUUCAAGGGAAGAAAGGCGCCGGCGUCGAAGGGCUACGCAGAAAUAUCGAACGGCACACGCUACAAGAGAAAGGGUCAGAGUUGAAGCAUUCAAUUUGGCAUUCGCCGAAUUACGGAAAUUAUUGCCAACAUUACCACCAGACAAGAAACUUUCCAAAAUAGAAAUUCUACGACUUGCCAUCUGUUACAUCGCAUAUCUCAAUCAUGUUCUCGAAGCGUAAAAAAAUAAUUACACAAUUAUCUAUAAGAUACUUAAACACUUGACAUGCUCGGGUAUACUUUGACGUCAACGUAACGAGUGCAACGGUGCGUACGUUUUGCAUGAAUUGCGCGAAAGUUUGAUCAAAAUUUUCUUCUAUCUUAUUGUUUACAUCUUUGUCGAAUUAUAUACUACAUAUUCAUUGAAAAAUGUAUAAUUCAUCAUAUACAUUAGCUAAGUACUUUGUCCACUUCACUGUGUUGCAAUUAUACGUUACUCGCUAUCAAAACCAUUUAUUUAUUAUAUACGUAUUUUUACGUGAUCCGCGUUCCAGUGACAAAUUGUGAAGAACGUCAAAAUACGUUGCCCGCAUUUCAACUGU